This is a messenger RNA of Bicyclus anynana (squinting bush brown), 579 nucleotides long. RefSeq lists its product as uncharacterized. The transcript has 4 exons. The coding region runs from base 97 to 579 and encodes 160 amino acids. The record is from RefSeq and is a predicted model, not a curated record. NCBI's taxonomy places the organism in Eukaryota, Metazoa, Arthropoda, Insecta, Lepidoptera, Nymphalidae.
GAUAAGAUAUAGAUUAUAAAACUUAGAUAAUGAACAAAAGGCCAAUGAUGUAUUGUACAUAUUCGUUGAUAGUGUUAUUAUUUGUGUAGUGUAAAAAUGUAUACAAAAAUACUUUUCUUACUUCUGUUUGCUUGUGUUAUUGGAAAAUCUGCAGGUCAAUUCCGAUGUUACGCAUGCGGUUUCUCAUCUGUCGACACCGACACAUCCUGUUUGGUGGUGACCAACACUACACGGAGAGUGGACUGUCGGUACAGAUACUGCACAAUCAUGCGGCAAGAAUUCAUUGACCCUUCAGGAGUCGUGGCCAGUUUUAUUCGUGGUUGUGAAGAUGAUCCAGCUUAUCUAAAUCAUGAAGUAACGGACACUACAUUUCGAACUUUUUUUAGAGCUUGCACCAACGACCUUUGUAAUAUCGGUAACGGAAUAGAGUCAGUGAUGGGAGGAGCACUGUUCCCGAAUCCACCAUCUAAUGGCCUAAAUCUACUUGUACCAGGAACAGGGACUAACAGUGCAACUGUAAAACAUAUUAAUUUACUUCUAUUCCUAAAUGUUAUGUGUCUUAUUUAUGCAAAAAUAUAA